CAUGCGCAUUUUCUGCAUUUGCAAAGUAUUGAUGAGAAUGACAGAUGAGCGAAAUUUUCGUUCUUCGUAUUAUGAAAAGGUUGGUUUCCGAAGUGUCGAAGAGAAGAAAUCCCUCGAAAUAUUGCUCAAAGAUCGUCCUUUUGACAAAGGGAAAUUAAAGCAAUUUUGCCUAAGAUUUGCAGUACCUGCGAUACACAGAAAUUUCCUCUGGAAAAUUUUAUUAGGUGUGAUACCCGUUUACGAAGAAAGCCACGAUUUCGUAAUGAAACAACGCAAAGCUGAAUUUGAGGAUAUACAGCAAACACUCAGAGACGCAAAAAUCUUUGACGAAUUAUUAAAACCUUCGCAGAUGUUUCUGAUGAUGUGGGUUUUGCGAAAUAAACGACCUAAGCUUGAUAUCAGCACUCAAAUGGAAUCUCAGCUCUUCAGGUCAAUGAGCAGAAUGGCUGAGAGUCUCUGGAAGAUUACGAUUAUCGAUCAAGAUCAUGAAAAACUGGUGGACAUGUACUGGGUGUUGAGUGGCUUUUUGGACCACGUUCAGAAAUUUCACAAGGACGUAGAUCGAUUAAAAGAAUGCACCUGCACUCUUCUCGAACGAGAAGAUCAAGAUUUACAUAAUUACCUCCACAAAAUCGGUGCUCUGCAAACUCUUCCUUAUGAAACCUGGUUUUAUUCUUGUUUUGCCGGCACAAUUACCGACGGCUCGAUUACAAAGAUCUGGGAUAAAAUAGCAGUCGGAGCCUACAAAAUAUUAGUAUAUGUUUUAGUAGUCAAAUUAACAACUCUAAGAAGAUUUCUAUUAAGAUGCGAAUCCCUUCAGGAUGUUCUGGAUGCGAUUGCGAAUAUAACUGAGGAAACAUCAGAGGUGAUAGUCAAUAAAGCGAUUGAAUUAUGGCAGCAAAGCGGAUCCAUUUCUAGUUCACAGAACACCAUCACUGUUGUACAAAGUUCUUGAGUCUUUAUUUUUUUAAAGAACACGUUGUUUUCAUUUUAGGUGACAUUUUUAAAAUAUUGAAUGAAGGGCAUCCUUUCAGUCUGAUCUAUACAAAUAUUGUCAAUAACCGUUUUUUGUAAAACUAGUGGUUUUUCGACUUGAGGAGUAACAUAAAUUUUGAUAAAAAAAA
Molecule: messenger RNA, 1124 nt
Organism: Belonocnema kinseyi
Lineage: Eukaryota; Metazoa; Arthropoda; Insecta; Hymenoptera; Cynipidae
Gene: TBC1d7
Product: TBC1 domain family member 7
Exons: 5
Coding region: 2-955 (317 amino acids)
Biological process (GO): negative regulation of TOR signaling; activation of GTPase activity
Molecular function (GO): GTPase activator activity
Source: RefSeq, a predicted model, not a curated record